UGGUCACACCGGGCCAAUUAACCAAAACAAAUUGUGCAGUUUGUGUCAAUUUGUGUUUUGUUAUUAAAUAAUAAUUAUAAAUUAAACCAGUCAUUAGACUAUAAAACACUAAUAAUAGUUUACAUACGCCAAAAUGCCUUCUUAUGAAUUAUCGCUGGUUCUGCGACAACUUCCUCGACCGGAAUUGAUAUCUGUCAUCAAGCGAACAGCUGAGUCGAUCUUCAACAAAGGUGGAAUUAUCAGAAAAUUGGAAAAUCUCGGAGCCCGUCCCUUGCCACACAAAGUAAGCGAACAUGGCGUGGUGCACAAGGAGGGAACGUAUUUCAGCAUUUUCUUCGACACGGCGCCCACAAAGAUAUUGGAUCUGAAAGAGGAGUUUGGUCGUGACAUCGAUAUCAUACGCCGCAACAUUUACAAGGUGGAAGAAUCAGCCGAGUUCAAGUGCACGCUACACGAUGAGAUGCUACCACCCGCCUACCGCAAGGAUGUGCAAGAGAUCAUCGACAUUGCGAAGAGGAAACACAAGCCCAAAUAUAACUACAACUCUGGUCUAGACUAUUAUCCCUUCCAGAAGUAGUGAUACAACAAACGUAAUUAAAGCUUUUAUUAAAUAUGUUGCAUAAAUUGGCUCUGUAGUUCUUUUCUUCUAUAAAAGCGAAUUGUUACACCAAACA
Molecule: messenger RNA, 674 nt
Organism: Drosophila albomicans
Lineage: Eukaryota; Metazoa; Arthropoda; Insecta; Diptera; Drosophilidae
Gene: mRpS6
Product: probable 28S ribosomal protein S6, mitochondrial
Exons: 2
Coding region: 134-577 (147 amino acids)
Biological process (GO): translation
Cellular component (GO): ribosome; mitochondrial small ribosomal subunit
Molecular function (GO): small ribosomal subunit rRNA binding; structural constituent of ribosome
Source: RefSeq, a predicted model, not a curated record